AUGAGAGACGGUAUUGCGAAUGCUGCUUUCAUCGAUCCUGAUCUGGGCUACGUACGAGGGGAAAUUCGGCUUGCCAUCGACCCCCGAUGCGACCGCGACCUAUACUGGACUGCCGUCUCUGACCGCAUCCGCGGGCUUGUCAGCUAUCUCAAGCCUCACAUUACCGAGCUCCUCUUGACUGGCACUUCGACAACGAAUGCACGCUUCAAAGCGGCGCUUCGGGAUGCACUUAUUGAUGUCGUUGAAGAUAAGAUCCUUGCCGCUGUCAACAAUGAUAGCAAGGAGGCGAUAGAUGUUUGA
This is a messenger RNA of Lecanosticta acicola, 300 nucleotides long. The record is from the annotation of a GenBank genome assembly. NCBI's taxonomy places the organism in Eukaryota, Fungi, Ascomycota, Dothideomycetes, Mycosphaerellales, Mycosphaerellaceae.